This is a messenger RNA of Westerdykella ornata, 1165 nucleotides long. RefSeq lists its product as uncharacterized. Gene Ontology annotation, biological process: allantoin catabolic process. The record is from RefSeq and is a predicted model, not a curated record. Gene Ontology annotation, molecular function: ureidoglycolate hydrolase activity; ureidoglycolate lyase activity. The transcript has 2 exons. NCBI's taxonomy places the organism in Eukaryota, Fungi, Ascomycota, Dothideomycetes, Pleosporales, Sporormiaceae. The coding region runs from base 41 to 1165 and encodes 374 amino acids.
UAUCUAACACCACCAGCAGCUCUCCACCCGCCUCCCCAAAAUGCCGCCCUCCAUCCCCGCCCCCUCUAUCCGCGUCCCCAUCGAAUCCCUCUCCCAACCCUCCUUCUCCCAAUUCGGCACCGUAAUCCAAAACCCCGCCCACACCGCUCCCUCCCGUCAACCACCCCCCCAAGAGACCCCAAAACCCGAAUCCGCAAACCAAGGCACCGCCCUGAAAUUCCUCGACGUCACCCUCCCCACCAACCUGUACCACCUCGCGCCAAGCCGCAGGCCCGCCCGACCCGUCGUCAACAUGUUCGUGUGCGCCCCGCGCGACCUGCGCCCGCACGAGCCCAGCUCCAGCAUGCCGAGUAGCUGGGGCGACAUUGACCUGGAUGACGACGACGAAGAAGAAGAGGAAGAAGGAGGGGGAGCAAGCGGUCUAGCAGGCCUACGGGGCGGAAGUAAACGCCGGGAUCUCUUCGACGUGCACAUCCUCGAGCGCCACCCGUACACCACGCAGACCUUCAUUCCCAUGGGCCUAGGCGUGAACGAGAAACAUACCCAGUACCUCGUCAUUGUCGCGCCCACCCUGCCGGCCUCGCAAUCCCACUCACACGACAGGAAAGACCUGCGUCCACCACCUUACCCACUCCCCUCACGGCCGAAGAAAAGGAAUUCGUUGAAAGAUAUCUUCGCACGCGCCCGCCCCUCACCCUACACAAACUCCACUUCCCCACCCUCCACAACAACGACCCCUCACGCCUCAUCCUCACUAGCACCCUUGCACCCAAGCCAACGCCCCAAAGGCCCCGGACUCCCCGACCUGCGCAACAUCCGCGCCUUCAUAGCCAACGGCACACAAGCCGUGACAUACGGGCCUGGGACCUGGCAUGCGCCCAUGGUGGUCAUUGGGGAUCGGCCGAUCGACUUCGUCGUGGUGCAGUUUGCCAAUGGGGUUGGCGGGGAGGAUUGUCAGGAGGUGGUGUUGAAGAAGGGGGAAGGGAAGGAGGAAGGGGUUGUGGUUUGUGUGGAUAGGGACUGGGGUGGGAGGGUGGUAGUGAAGGCGGGGCCCGGAGCGCGCAGGGUGAGGGCGAAGCUAAUCCAAAGCCUCGUGCCAAGUGCCCAAACAUUGCCUUCGAGGCCGUUAGCAAAUAUGAACGACGAUUCCGGAACUACCACUUGA